This is a messenger RNA of Chara braunii, 2323 nucleotides long. The record is from the annotation of a GenBank genome assembly. NCBI's taxonomy places the organism in Eukaryota, Viridiplantae, Streptophyta, Charophyceae, Charales, Characeae.
GCGCGACGUCGAGCACUGCAUCCAGCUUGUGCCUGACUAUCGUGUUCACCACCAGGCAGUGCAGGCACCCUAUCGACUCUCGAUCCUCGAGGCCACUGAACUCAAGCGCCAACUUGAGGAGCUCCUGAGACAGGGUUUCAUUAAACCCAACAACUCCCCGUGGGGUGCACCCGUCCUCUUUGCUCGCAAAGCGGAUGAAACUCUCCGUCUCUAUCGACUAUCGCGGUCUCAACCACUACACGGUUAAGAACAACUACCCCAUGCCUCGUUCCGACGAGCUGUUCGACCGCCUAGCAAGCAACCGCUUCUUUACGAAGAUUGAUCUUCGUAGCGGUUACCAUCAGAUCCGCGUCGCUGCAGCGGACCAGCCGAAGACAACGUUACGAUCGCGCUUCGGCCACUACAAGUUUACGGUGAUGCUAUUCGGCCUCACCAACGCACCCGCUACCUUCCAGAGGGCAAUGAACGACAUCUUCAGGGACAUCUUGGAGCAGUACGUUCUCGUCUACCUCGACGAUAUCCUGGACUACAGUCAUACCCUUGAGGAGCACCUCAGACACCUCCACGACGUCCUUGACCGCUUGCACAAACCUGGCUUCUAUGCCAAGCUGAGCAAGUGCCGCUUUGCCCGGCACAAAGUGGAUUUCUUAGGACACUACGUGUCUGACCAGGGUCUCCACAUGGACGACAUGAAGAUCACUGCUAUUGCGGAGCGGCCCGUCCCCACAUCCGCCAAGCAACUUCACAGCUUCCUAGGCCUUACCAGCUACUCUAGUAAUUUCAUUCAGGGAUACGCUAGGUAUUCCUACGUCCUUACCUCCACCCUCCUCUGGAAGAACCCGCCAUGGGCUUGGACACCCCUCCUCAAGAAGACGGUGACAUGUGCACCGGUUCUUCACCUACCCGAUUUUGAUCACCCUUUUAUCCUUACCACCGAUGCGUCAGACUUUGUUGUAGGAGUAGUGCUUUCUCAUAUUUUCCCCUCCUCUCGUGAUUCCUCUCAUCCUCAUAUCCCUCGCUUCCCACCCCCUACCCUUACCAGUGCCUCCCGCUUGACGCCUACUCGUCCAGCUACUGCCGAGCCCUCUAUUGACUAUUCUCCUACCAUCGUCGAGGACGGCACUGUCGAGUCUCGCUCAGAUGCCUUAUCCCGGCACCCUGACCACGACCAGGAGCAGAUCCAUCUCUCUUCCAUCUCGGUCACCACCGUCCACCACUCGGUGAUCGACGAGUUUCGCACUCAGUAUCGCCACUGCCCCGACUAUCGCGAUAUCCACGCGACCCUUCGGAGUGGCAAGACCGUCCCGAACUACUCUCUCGGGGACAACGGUCUUCUGUACUGGCACGGUUCACAGGGCACCAGAGAGCCCCGUAUUUGCGUUCCCUCCACUAGACAGCUACGUGUCCGGGCAGUAGCAGAGUUUCAUGACCAGGCAGUCGCCGGUCAUAUGGGCUUCCACAAGACGUUGGCUCGUGUGAGCCGCCUGUACGUCUGGCCGAAGCACAAGGACUUUGUGAAGGACUACGUCGCCGAGUGUCCCACCUGUCAGGAGGUGAACAGUGCAAACCACCUUCCUUAUGGUUUGCUCCAGCCUCUUCUUAUCCCUGAGGGUCGUUGGCAGUCCAUCUCGAUGGACUUUAUCGGUCCUCUUUGUCCUCCGACCCCCCGCGGUCAUGAUGCUAUCCUUGUCGUCGUCGACCGCUUCACGAAACGUGCACGCUUUGUUCCGUGUCGCUAUGCCAUCAGUGCACGUGAGGUCGCCGACAUCGUGUUUGACCGAGUCGUGCGUGACCACGACUUACCUCUGAGCAUCAUAUCUGACCGUGACCCUCGCAUUACCAGCCGAUUCUGGCGAUGCCUCCACGAGGUUUACGACACCCAGCUCCGCUUCUCCUCGUCUUACCAUCCCCAGACUGAUGGUCAGACCGAGGUCACGAACAGGACUCUCGGAGAUAUUCUCCGAAAGAUUGUUUGUGACGACCAGCAGUGGGAUCUCCAUCUCGCCCACGCGGAGAUAGCCUACAACCACGCCGUCUCGCCAGCCACGGGGAUGUCGCCUUACUAUUGCGACCUCGGCUAUCACCCUCGUGUUCCCGCGGACUUCCUUCGACCGUCACAGAUGCACCCCGACACGAGUUGUCCCGCACUGGAUGAUUGGGUUGCACACAUGACAUCGCACAUGAGCACAUAGCCGCUUCCCAGACUCCCAUGGCCGCACGUGCAAACCGAUGGAGGAUGGAUCAUCCAUUCAAAGUCGGUGAUGAUGUGCUUAUCGACGCCCGCCACAGCUCGAAGCGGACACGCUUUGCAAAUUCCGACGUC